UCGGCCUCCUGGUGACGUUCAUGGCCCUGGCCCUCAUGCAGCGUGGCCAGCCCGCCCUGCUCUACCUGGUGCCCUGCACACUGGUGACAAGCUUCGCCGUGGCGCUGUGGCGCCGGGAGCUGGGCGUGUUCUGGACGGGCAGCGGCUUUGCGAAAGACCUACCUCAGCCUCCCUGGGCCCCAGCCCCUGCCGACAGCCCGCAGCCUCCCAAGGACUCGGACGCGCCCCUGUCCCCAUCCCCGCAGCCUCCUGGAGAAGAACCGGCCAAGUCUCCCCCACCGGCCAUCGAGCAGCCCCGGGAACCGGCCUCGUCCGAGGAGACGGGGGCCACAGCCCCCGCCCAGGAGCCCGGGAGCCCGGCCGGCAGCACCCCUGAACCCGCGGGCCGGGACCUGGCCCUGCCUGACCCAGAGGCCCGGCCCCGCGCCUUGGCCUAGGGGAGAGGGAGCAGGACUCGCCCACUGCGCCCGCAGGACGAGGACAGGCGCGAGAUGCCCGCGGACUGCACCCGCUCGGCCGCCC
Messenger RNA from Propithecus coquereli (Coquerel's sifaka), 522 nucleotides. Its product is annotated as signal peptide peptidase-like 2B. NCBI's taxonomy places the organism in Eukaryota, Metazoa, Chordata, Mammalia, Primates, Indriidae. Gene Ontology annotation, molecular function: aspartic endopeptidase activity, intramembrane cleaving. The transcript has 2 exons. Gene Ontology annotation, biological process: membrane protein proteolysis. The record is from RefSeq and is a predicted model, not a curated record. The coding region runs from base 21 to 437 and encodes 138 amino acids. Gene Ontology annotation, cellular component: Golgi-associated vesicle membrane; lysosomal membrane; cytoplasmic side of endoplasmic reticulum membrane.